AUGAGCGCCGAGCCGAGCACACCAAAACAAGAGCCAACCGAGCAACAAACGCCGGGAAAAGACGAAAAACAGGAGAAUAAGAAGGGAAAAACUCCGGUUGUCGUUCCACUUCCACACGAGACACCGGCGGCCGUCCGUAAUCGUCGUCAUAUUCAGGCUGAAUUGCACAUCGGAUCGCCGUCUGAUAAUCAACUCUCACCGUGUACCACUAAAAUAUUCGGAAAGAGAGCCGGAAUCUCUGGACCAGCUGCAAUUCUUCGCACCAAGCAGCAAUCGACAAUUCCGUUCAAAAUGGACGAAGAGUGA
Molecule: messenger RNA, 306 nt
Organism: Caenorhabditis remanei
Lineage: Eukaryota; Metazoa; Nematoda; Chromadorea; Rhabditida; Rhabditidae
Exons: 3
Coding region: 1-306 (101 amino acids)
Source: RefSeq, a predicted model, not a curated record